UUGAGAACCGGAAUGGUCCCCUCGCAUACACCUCUAAACAUUCAAAGACACCCAAACAUAAUGUUAUUCGUAUUCAUUUUGAGUUUUUUAGCGUUUAGUUUAAUAACAGAAUGUCAGAAGUUCAGGUCAGAUUACGAAUACUUCAGCGACGUAGACGGUUUCUUGAAAUUCCAUGUGAUUCCGGCUAACUGGCAUGAGGCUCGCCUAAGAUGUACAAUGGAAGGUGCGGUGCUGGCGUCACCGUCAAAUGCAAAAAUGUUGUCGACCAUGAUUUCGCUGAUGAAAGGCAAAACAGAAACAGUUUUCACAGGAAUACAUUCCACAUUCUCUGGCGGAGACUUUGCUACCAUAGACGGAGUGCCAAUAUCAGCGGUCCCUGCGCCCUGGGACCCGAGUCAACCAGACAACAAGUACAACAGGGAGAACUGCAUCAUUUUGCGCAUCACCGAACGCAUCGCAGACGUGAAGUGCGAUAACGUGCAUCGGUACAUGUGCUAUAGGAAGCACGACGCCACCACCAAUGCCCAGAAUGAGUGUGGAACUAUUGAUAGUCAGUAUGAACUGGCGCAAGAAACUGGCCACUGUUACAAGUUCCACAGGACCCCACGCACCUGGUCGCGCGCCCACAUGGCGUGCACUGCUGAAGGUGGCUACCUGGUGAUCAUCAACAGCCAGGAGGAAGCCAACGUCAUCAGCAGAAUUUUCAAUGCCGUCCCACCAUCGGAGAUCACCGUCAUACAAGACCAACACCUCGCUUACGUUGGUGUGCAAGACUGGGGUGAACACGGCACCUGGAUGACUGUUCAUGGUCAGAGCCUGCAGGAGGCAGGGUACAGCAAAUGGGGCAGAGAGGGGCAAGAGCCUAACAACUUCACGGGCGCCCACACUAAAUGGGUCGGCGAGUACUGCCUCUCCAUCUACACCAACGCCGAGCUGAACGACAUCUGGUGCGAGUACAUCAUGGGCUUCUUCUGCGAGAAGGAUCCUAAGAGCUUAGCUAUUGAAUAAUAAAAUAUUUUUAACA
Pectinophora gossypiella (pink bollworm) is the source of this 1024-nucleotide messenger RNA. RefSeq names its product lymphocyte antigen 75-like. The transcript has 7 exons. NCBI's taxonomy places the organism in Eukaryota, Metazoa, Arthropoda, Insecta, Lepidoptera, Gelechiidae. The record is from RefSeq and is a predicted model, not a curated record. Bases 13 to 1008 code for a protein of 331 amino acids.